GGUACAGUCAGAACGGAGCUUUCGCAAGCGGAUGGUGCGGGAUGGAAACGCGAUGUUUAUGUGUUUUACUGGUCUGUGUGCUGUCACUGAAUCAUGCCACAGCCGACAAUGGCAGCAUUAAAAAGAUGAAAAUACAUUAUGCCGGCAUGCCACUGCUGAAGUUUCAGAUUUGUGUAUCCUGAGGGUACAGGCGGGUGUUUGAAGAGUACACUCGGGUUCUCACCCAGAGGUACCCAGACAUCCGCAUCGAGGGAGAAAACUUCCUACCACAGCCUUUAUACAGACACAUAGCUUCCUUCCUCUCUGUCUUCAAGCUUGCAGUGAUUGGUUUAAUAAUUCUGGGAAAAGACCCUUUUACAUUUUUUAACAUGGAGGCUCCUGGAAUCUGGCUUUGGGCACAAGAGAAUAAGAUAUAUGCCUGCAUGAUGGUGUUCUUCCUCAGCAACAUGAUUGAAAACCAGUGUAUGUCCACUGGUGCCUUUGAAAUCACUCUUAACGAUGUGCCUGUUUGGUCAAAGCUGCAGUCAGGCCACCUGCCCUCUAUGCAGCAGCUGAUGCAGAUUCUGGAGAACGAGAUGAAGCUGAGUGCACACAUGGACUCUCUCCCACACAGACGGGCAUAGAGAAGCAGGACUAAACAGACUGGCUGUGGCUUGUGGGUGUGUGUUGUGAGGCCUUGGUGUGUGUGAUGGCAUUAAUGAA
Messenger RNA from Labeo rohita (rohu), 702 nucleotides. RefSeq names its product selenoprotein T, 1b (gene selenot1b). Gene Ontology annotation, biological process: cell redox homeostasis. The transcript has 6 exons. Gene Ontology annotation, cellular component: endoplasmic reticulum membrane. NCBI's taxonomy places the organism in Eukaryota, Metazoa, Chordata, Actinopteri, Cypriniformes, Cyprinidae. The record is from RefSeq and is a predicted model, not a curated record. Gene Ontology annotation, molecular function: thioredoxin-disulfide reductase (NADPH) activity.